AUGAAGCAACGACAGCGGAAACAAUUCGGUUCAGCAGGAAAUCUUGCCAUAAGAGGUAUAGGUUAUAUGGGUUUCGAUAACACAUCAUGCCAUAGGCUACAAAAUGUUCCAUCAUCAGAAACAGCGAUGCCACAAAGAGCAGCAGCCCGUCGGAUAACACCCACAUCUACAAUCACAACAACAAAAACGACACUUCGAAAAAGUGGCAGCAUUGGAAAUAUCCGCAAUGUGGUCACUUCUUCUACACCAUCCAUUAAAACCAUUCCAAAAGAAACGAAAGAAUGUCCUUAUCGGCAAAGUGAUGUUAAUCAAUCAGCAACGCAUUUACAAGAACAAUACACAAGACAACUGCAACAACAAAUUUAUCUUUUAGAGCUUGAAAAUAAUUACUUGAAGCAUAGUGCCGGAAAAGUAUCUCGAAAAAACGAUGAAAAUGAUGAUUCAUAUCGCAGUGAUACUUCACUGCUUCCAAAUUUGCCCAUAAAUAUAGAUGUAUCACAGGAACGAGAAUCAUUUCCAGCUGAUAUUCCGACUGAUGAUAAGGAGAAGUCGUGGAGAGUAAGAAAGAGAGUUUCAUAUGCUGAACCUGAG
This is a messenger RNA of Acanthocheilonema viteae, 591 nucleotides long. Lineage: Eukaryota; Metazoa; Nematoda; Chromadorea; Rhabditida; Onchocercidae. The record is from the annotation of a GenBank genome assembly.